AUGAGCGACACUUCCAUCCCAGAGCCCACCUCAUCUGCGGCACCGGCAGCAGCGCCGGCUCCCUCGUCGGUCGACUCUGAGCCUGCCGCCGCCGCCGCUGCCGCCGCGACUGCCCCGGGAGAGUCUUCGACGGAUUCGACAUCGGUCGACGCCGAGACGCUGGCGCGACAGAAGCGCGAAGCACGCAAGGCUCGUAUCCUCUCCAAGGGCUCCGACCGCCUCGCGCGCAUCACCAACACAGGACGUGGGGAGGGUGCAUCCGCCUACCUCGACGCAUCGUCGCCUCUGGGUCCUUCGCGGCCUUCGAGCGCCGUCUCGUCCACCCCGGCGUCCCCCGCCCCAGGAGCGGCAACAGCAAGAGCGGGCGCAGCCGCACCCGGUGCGGACGAGGAUCCGAUGGAAGUCGACAUCUCCACCCUCCCCACCAUUUCUUCCGAACAGGUGAGGAGGGGCGAGGCCGCGUCCGGGAACCCUUUCCUCGACAUGGGUGGCGCUGGUGGACCGAGCGGGAACCCGAUGGAGGCUCUCAUGGCCAUGAUGCAAGGCCAGGGCGCUGGAGGAGGUGGUCCUUUCGGCGCGGGUGGCCCGGGUAUGGGCCCAGAGGGCGCACAGGGACCGCCAAACCUCGAAGGCCUGCCUCCCCAGCUGGCGGCCAUGCUGCAGAACAUGCCUGGCUUCGGCGGCGGCGCGGGCGGUGCCGGUGCCGGUCCCGGCGGCGACGCACAGGGCCCCCCGACGGCGCUGCGCGUCAAAACGUUGCCGGAACGUCUGUUUGACGUGCUGCAGGCAGGCCUGGUCGUGCUGCUGGCCAUCUACUUUGCACGCUCGUCGCUCUUCAACGACGAUCACUCGUCGUUUGCGUCGGACGUCGCGUCGGCCUCGACGCUGCACACGUCGGCCACGUCGGCCACAUCGACGCUGCACCGCUGGGCACGACUGGGCUACGAGCGGCCGCUCGAGUCAGAGUGGACCUUGACCAACCUCAGCCUCAGCCUCGGCGCCGGCGGGACGGCCUUCCCGCUCUUCUGGAUCUUUAUCACGCUCGAAAUCGCGCUUCAGGCCAUGCGCGUCGUCCUGUUUUCCUCAAAGACGCCGCCGCCGCCCUCGAUGCUCGGCAUGCUCGCCGGCCUGGUCCCCAUCCCCAACUUUGCCCUCUACGUCCGCCUCGCCGCCAAGUACGUCGCCCUCAUCAACGCCUUUGUCAACGACCUCGCCGUCGUCGUCUUCGUAUUCGGCCUCGCGGUGCUAUGGGCUGGCUGGAAGGUCGGCAUCGACGCCGUCGGACCCGCCGCGGCCUUGGUCAGGGAUGAAUUGUAG
Molecule: messenger RNA, 1317 nt
Organism: Pseudozyma flocculosa PF-1
Lineage: Eukaryota; Fungi; Basidiomycota; Ustilaginomycetes; Ustilaginales; Ustilaginaceae
Exons: 1
Coding region: 1-1317 (438 amino acids)
Biological process (GO): retrograde vesicle-mediated transport, Golgi to endoplasmic reticulum
Source: RefSeq, a predicted model, not a curated record